GAAAAUCUGCACCCAAAAAUCUGCAUCGGCCAGGGUUUCCUUUUUGGGUUCUGAUUCCAGGGUAGCCUUAGUGUCGGAUUCUUCAUCGGUCAAGGGAAGGAAAUCUGUAUCCAAAAAUCGCAGAAGCCUUCCAAAAAACCGCUGAUUCUUCGUGGUACAUCUUCGCCUAAGGAAAGGAAAUAUGCAUCCACAAUGAAGGAAAGUCAAAAUGUGCUGAUUCUUCGCGGAUUAUUAGCGUCAAAUCCAAAAUCUACAACGUCAAAAUUCGCUUAUUCUUCAGCGUCAAUUCGUUAAUCAGGGUUUUGCCUCAUAAUCAUGAAGAAGCAAAUUUACAAAAUUUGAGAUCCUUCCACUAACAUUAUAAGUUAUUAUAGACUGAUGGAUUACUACAACAACCAAAAGAUAUCUUAUUAUAUACAACAGCAGCAGAGAAAAUAUCUCGCCCAGAUGUUGUAGCAACCAUCCAUGCACAAUCUCCCACGCACGAUCUCUAGACACUACAAUCUUGCCACCAAUUAUCUCUAUCUGUUUUUGUAAAAUCGGAGACCCACGUUCUCAGCCGUGCGACACAACCUUCUUUAGAUGUUUUUUGUGAGCUGAGCCCAGGGCAGAUCCAUAGCGCCGGGAAGGAAAAGAUAGUGAUAAAGGGUUGUAACAAUGCAGAGAGGAUGGAUGGCAGCACCAGGCUAGGAUUUCGACCCUUAAAUUUAGAGGAUUACGGACUAUUGAGAACUACCCUUAAAUUCAACACGCGGGCCAGGAAGACAGUAUGCUUACGAUCUCUGGCCAAAGAAAAAGACACCAACGAGCUCUAAUGAAGAAGACUCUUAUAUCAUCUAAAAGAUGGAGAUGACAAUGACCUCAAAGAUUGUUCUUGCUACCUUCGGUGAGUUUUCAUUUACUUUUUUUCUAACCUUAAUCCAUAAUGCUUUGUAAUUCUAAGAUGGGGCAUCUUAAUUCGAGGUUGUAAGCAAUUUUCUAGGACACCGAUGUCUCUCCCCCCACCCUCUUGCAGAUGGGUGGAUUCUCCGGUUUAACACUAGGUCCAGAUGAAGAGGAUGGUGGCUAUGCCUUCUAAGUAGUGAUUCUACAAAACAUACAAUUUGGUAGCAUAUAGUCAGAGAGGUAUACAAUUCCAAUUUGGUAGCAUAUAGUCAGAGAGGUAUACAAUUCCAAUUUUGUGAGUCAUUCAUACCCUCUUCAAACAGAGGUACUUUGCUUUUCUGUUACACACUACCAUGUUACCGAGUAUAAUUUAAUGAGUACUUUAAAAAAUAAGAGACAGUAGUACACAAUGUUGUGAGUGGAUAACAAACAAAAGUAACUCAUCUUCAUGUAAUUUUCAGAAUUCAAAGAGAAUUGUUAGUAAGCGGAGAUUCUUGAUUUGUGGCAUAUUUAUAAGGAUGUUUAUCCUCUUGAAGAUGAAAGUGUUCUUUGCAUGCAAAGACACAACCUGCAUAUGGAGCUGUUUGGGCUUGAUGAUGAUAGAAUUUCUAAGGCAUUCAAUCAUCCAAACAUUAUACAUCACCCUCGAUGAUGUCCUAUUUUACUCCUGUAGAAGCCUUAGACUUCCAUUUUUUAUUUUAUUUUUUUAAAUGCUUUGCAAAAACUCAUCUGCCAUCAAGAUAUUCAUAUCGGCGGAAACCAAGUGCGGCAGCCUGCCCUCGUCAUCCCGGCGGCAGUCAAGGCCGACAGAGAGACUCGUCUUCACCAAGAGCAGCGACGCCAUGGAUUUGGAUCAGCUCCAGUCCACUAUGAGGACUUUUGAGCUCGCAUGUACUUCGGUUCAGGUUUAUGGUGAUCCAGCAGCCGAGGCUAUCAUUUCAUCCCUGAGUCAGUCUAUUCGGCCAUACCGGGUAUGCCAAUUUAUUCUUGAACAUUCUCAGGUGGCAAUGGCACAGUUUCAAGCUGCCGGAGCUCUCAGAGAUGCAGCAAUACGAGAAUGGGUAUUUCUUGAGGAUGAUGAUAAGAGGCAUUUGAUAAGGCCAUUUUGUGAGACUCAUAUUGUAAUUCCAUUUUCCAUUUAGUAAUACACUUGUUGUGUUUGCUAUUUAAAUUCCUAAAUCUAUAUCUUAAGAGUGGUUAUCUUAAGUGUGAGUUUUAGGUUCUAGAUAUUUAAUUAAGUGUGUUAUAUCUUAAUUAAGUUCUAGACUUAACCCCAAGUUAAGAUAAGAGUGUGUAAUAUCUCUUAAACACCAACUUGGUUUAUCCCCUAAAAAGAAAACACCAAAAGAAACUCCUGACUUUUUU
Molecule: messenger RNA, 2250 nt
Organism: Cuscuta campestris
Lineage: Eukaryota; Viridiplantae; Streptophyta; Magnoliopsida; Solanales; Convolvulaceae
Source: the annotation of a GenBank genome assembly